Messenger RNA from Carcharodon carcharias (great white shark), 808 nucleotides. RefSeq names its product NXPE family member 3-like. The transcript is spliced from 5 exons. The record is from RefSeq and is a predicted model, not a curated record. NCBI's taxonomy places the organism in Eukaryota, Metazoa, Chordata, Chondrichthyes, Lamniformes, Lamnidae. The coding region runs from base 1 to 678 and encodes 225 amino acids.
AUGGGAAACCCAGUAAGCAAAAAGAGUGAAAUCAAUAUCAAGAGGCCCAUAUUACCCAGUUCUACAAGUUAUAUAACUGUGGAGCCUUUACCUUGGGCAGCCACAGCUCUCGGAGAAUGUGCCCGGGGAAAGCCCAUGGUGUCACCAUCUGGUUUUUAUUAUAAGGACCAAUGGAUGUCAACGACCUGCAAUAAUCGCCGGUUUGACACUCCUGCAAGAAUUACAGACUGUCUUCGUAGAAAAAAUAUUUAUCUGUUUGGAGAUUCUACUGUGCGCCAGUGGUUUGAAUAUUUGACUGAAUUCAUUCCAGGUCUCAAAAUAUUCAAUCUUGGCAAUCCUAAAAAUAUUGGCCCUCACCUUGCUGUGGACUUGGAAAACAACAUCAUGGUAGAAUAUCGACCUCAUGGCCCACCAAUCCGAUUCAACACUGUUUCGAGCCAGGACCUGCACUACGUUGCAAAUGUACUGGAUGAAAUUAAAGGAGGAAAGGAUACCGUUAUAGGCAUCACCUUAUGGUCUCAUUACAGCACUUUUCCAGUAGAAGUCUAUAUCCGAAGACUACAGAAUAUCCGGAGAUCAAUUCUACAAUUGUUAGGCAGGAAUCCGGAUACAGUGGUUAUGAAGACUGCCAAUGUCCAGGCCCUUCCAGGAGAAGUCAGUCUGUACAAUAGUGACUGAUACUCCUACCAACAUGAUUUAGUGAUGAGGAAAAUGUUCACAGGCAUCAAUGUGGCAUUUGUGGAUGCCAGGGAAAUAAUACACACAUGCACAUGGAUGCAUAUACACAUACACACACACAUGGAUGCAU